Molecule: messenger RNA, 570 nt
Organism: Eimeria maxima
Lineage: Eukaryota; Apicomplexa; Conoidasida; Eucoccidiorida; Eimeriidae
Product: elongation factor 1, putative
Exons: 3
Coding region: 1-570 (189 amino acids)
Biological process (GO): translational elongation
Cellular component (GO): cytosol
Molecular function (GO): translation elongation factor activity; guanyl-nucleotide exchange factor activity
Source: RefSeq, a predicted model, not a curated record
AUGGUGACAAUUUGCCCUCGUAAUGAAUUAUCUGUUGCUUGCCGUUAUUAUCUUUCCUCUGUAAAAGGAAAUCAGCAAAAAAAGGAGGAAGAAGAAGAUAUUGAUCUUUUUGGUGAUGAUGAUGAUGCUGCUGCUGCUGAUUUAAAGAAAUUAUCUGAAUCAAAGAAGAAAGAGAAGGAAGAAAAGGAGAAAAAGAAUAAAAAAAAAGAAAUAAUAAAUAAAUCUAUGUUAGUAAUAGAGAUAAAGCCAAGAAAUUCAGAAACAAAUUUAGAUUUAAUUCAACAAAAUAUUCAACAAAUUAUUAUUGAUGGAUUAAAAUGGGGAGAAAAUGCUAAAAAAGUUCCUCUUGCAUUUGGUCUUUAUAAGUUACAGGUUCAAUGUGUAAUAAUAGAUGAUAUAGUAGAUACACAAGAAGUAUUAGAUAAAAUAGAGGAAUUAGGUAUGACAGAAGAAGACAAGAAAAAAAGAGAAGAAAAACAACAAAGAGGAGAAGAUGAUGAUGAUGAUGAUGAUGAAGAAAUCUCUGGUCUUGUACAAUCUGCACAAAUUAUUUCCUUUAAUAAAUUAUAA